UAGUGAGCAGUUAAAAGUGUUUUUUGUGGACUGGAAUAUUUAUUUCUGGUAAAAAAAGUGAAGAAGAAAACAUUCCGUGUCUUAAAGUUGUGGGGACCGGUGAACGAUACUCAGAACCUGUUUUUGCACAAUGGCAUCCAAAAAGCGAAACACAAGACUAACAGAAGUAGAUAAAGAAACGGAGAACUUCGAUACCUCUGACAAAGGUGAAAUCUCCCAGAGCAGGGAUAUCAUGCAAGGUAUUGCAAGUAUACAAAAUACUUUAGCUAACUUUUUAUUACGUUUAGACGGUCAAGGUAAACAUUUAGACGAUCUCACACAGGAGAUAAGAGCGAGAGAUGGAAUCACUGAAAGGCUUGAGAAGGUCCAAGACCAGACAGUUGAGACCGAGAACCUAAUUUCAGAACUGCAGGAGAAAAACAAAAAGAUGGAGAGAGAGAUGAGCCGCUUACGCGACUAUGUAAUACGCUUAGAGUAUUGUGUUAAUGUUCAAAGAGAUCAAAUAAUAGAUCUGAAGAUAAAGUAUAUGGAAAACAAUGUAAUUGUUAAUGGCAUAGAAGAGAAAGGCACAGCAAAUGAACCUGAAAACCUUGCUGCCAUUAUCAGGAACAUUCUUAUAACAGAGAUGGAAAUGAAACCAGAAAUGGCGGAUCGCUUGCAGAUCUCGAAAAUGUUUCGUAUGGGUGAAUUUGACAAACGUAGGAAAUAUCCGAGACCAGUCUGCAUUCAAUUCGCCUACCGAAACCACAAGGAUCUGGUAAUGAGUGGGGUCAAGGUGCUAAAAGCAAAGAAAUCACCAUUCCGAUUUGCACAGCAGCAACCAGAAGAAGUAAGAGAGAAAAGGAAACAACUUUUUGAAGUUCAGAAAAAAUAUACUGAAAAAGGCAUAGAAACUAAGAUGAAUGGAACGAAACUCAUAUUCACUCAGAGCAACUCUGUCUAUAGAGAUAAACUCGGUUCACGACCUACUGCCGAUGAGAUCAUUACCGACGACGAGGUCAACAUAACGGUAAACCCUGGGAAGUCUGUCGAGGACAAUGGAAACCGGUUUAUUGGCCAUGCAGUAUCUGUCGAGUCUUUCAAGCAGGUCAGGAAAUCUAUUGUGGAAGUGAUGCGCAUCAAUACCAUUUCAAGUGCGAGUCAUAACAUAUAUGCGUACCGAUUUACCAGCCCAGACGGUUCCACUCAUGAGGGUUCUGAUGAUGAUGGCGAAUUUGGAGCGGGACGAGCGCUACUGAAAACCCUGAUUGACAACGAAGUGACUAACACGCUGGUUGUGGUCUCGCGCUGGUACGGUAGUAAGAUCGGUCCUCGAAGAUUCACCCACAUUAACGAUGCAGGUAUGAGUGCCGUAAAGAACAUGCAGGUACCUGUUAUUUCGUGA
This is a messenger RNA of Magallana angulata, 1384 nucleotides long. RefSeq lists its product as uncharacterized. NCBI's taxonomy places the organism in Eukaryota, Metazoa, Mollusca, Bivalvia, Ostreida, Ostreidae. Gene Ontology annotation, biological process: protein phosphorylation; regulation of translational initiation. The transcript has a single exon. The coding region runs from base 131 to 1384 and encodes 417 amino acids. Gene Ontology annotation, molecular function: ATP binding; protein serine/threonine kinase activity. The record is from RefSeq and is a predicted model, not a curated record. Gene Ontology annotation, cellular component: cytoplasm.